UAGUAUAUGGAUGAGGAGGUUGGGCAGCAGCCCUGUCUGGAUUUAAUCCCUUGGUCUGUUUAUUAAUAAUCACAGAGAAAGCUCUACAAUUAGGGGAUGUCUUUGUUUUGCAGCCAAAUAGUGAAGACUCUGGUUUUCCCUUUGAGAAGAUGCAGCUGGUUGGGAACUGGGGUUCGUUUCAUUUCCAUACCUGGAUAAUCCGUUAUGGACGAGUGCAGCAAAACGAAGAGGACAUGCAUCACCUGUGCAUUGUGAGGGGAGUGGAGAAACAGCUGUGGUGGAGCAGAGUCAUUCAGGAAAAAAUCCUGGACCCAUGGGGUAAUGUCCAGGUGGUCCUCACCAACAAGGAGGUGACUGGUAUUAAGUUCCUUGGUAGAAGGAUCCAUGGACUCAGGUCUUGCCUCGUCAAGAGGAGGUCAGAGUUCACCUAUUAUGAGGACGCCCAGCAGGUGGAUAUCUCCACCACAGUGGAGGGGUUCCAGGAGAGGGGGGAUGACAUGAUGACGUAUCAGUUCUCUACCUCUGACAUUAUCACCACCCCUCUUGAGCCGUCCUCUGGCUCCUCUCAGCAGUUCCCCCAGGAUUCUCCACCUCCCCCUCCGCCUCCCCCGUUCCCUUCCCCUCCACCUUACCACUUCACCCAGGACCAGACCCCUGACAGCACUCCUCAGGAGUUUGUGGAGGAGCAACAUAAUGUUGCAGAUGUGCCCCAGCUGUGGAGUUACUUUGGAAACCAAGGGACAAGCAACUUCUCUCUGAGGCUGGCCGGUAUCCGACGUGCUAUGGAGGCUCUGACAUCCUCAGACAGUACCUCCCUUAAUUACCUCACCCACGCUGGGAGGAUGGUGUUGAGUGGACUGUCCGAGCUCAACCAGCAGAUCAACCACAUCAAUUUCACGGAUGUAUUUUAUGAAUUUGUUCUACUGAGCCUUCUUGAAGGAAAAACAUCUCUUCCAACAUCUAGGCCUGGUAGCUUCUUUUAUCUGCUCAUGGAAGUGAUGAUGAGGAUUCGCCCUCCUGGAGGAGCCUGGACAGAGUCUGCUGGGAACUUCUACCUCCUCAUUAAGGAUCAGAUGAAGGCGUGGUUGGACUCCAUCUUCAACCUCGAUGAGUCCAUCUAUGAAAGCCCACAGAGGCUCUCGUGGCAGGUGAUGGAGAAUCUAGAAAUGCCGGUUGACUUCCUCCUGUCCAGCCUGGAUUAAGGGUCCCAAACUGAGCUGAGGAUCCC
Messenger RNA from Oncorhynchus nerka (sockeye salmon), 1228 nucleotides. RefSeq lists its product as uncharacterized. NCBI's taxonomy places the organism in Eukaryota, Metazoa, Chordata, Actinopteri, Salmoniformes, Salmonidae. The transcript is spliced from 11 exons. Bases 150 to 1202 code for a protein of 350 amino acids. The record is from RefSeq and is a predicted model, not a curated record.